UGAUCCAAGUCAAAGACCAACCGCAUUUGAAUUGAAUGAAACGUUUAGCGAUUGGAUAACUGAUAUAUGUGAUAACCCAGAACCAACUGAGAUCAAUGAAGAAUUUAAAGUUGCUGAGGAAAGAUGUGAUAUUUUUCAAAUGCAGAAAAACACGCCACAAGAAAUUCAUAAAGAUGCGUUUUACACAAGUCGAUUUCUUGACUUUCCAGAUCUUAAAUAUAUGAUACCACCCACUACAUAA
Molecule: messenger RNA, 241 nt
Organism: Ambispora leptoticha
Lineage: Eukaryota; Fungi; Glomeromycota; Glomeromycetes; Archaeosporales; Ambisporaceae
Source: the annotation of a GenBank genome assembly